Messenger RNA from Aethalodelphis obliquidens (Pacific white-sided dolphin), 2561 nucleotides. RefSeq names its product NECAP endocytosis associated 1 (gene NECAP1). Gene Ontology annotation, biological process: endocytosis. Gene Ontology annotation, cellular component: membrane; clathrin vesicle coat. The transcript is spliced from 8 exons. NCBI's taxonomy places the organism in Eukaryota, Metazoa, Chordata, Mammalia, Artiodactyla, Delphinidae. The coding region runs from base 35 to 862 and encodes 275 amino acids. The record is from RefSeq and is a predicted model, not a curated record.
CCGCGCCCCCAGCUGGGCGGUGAGCAGAGCCAAGAUGGCGGCGGAGUUGGAGUACGAGUCUGUUCUGUGUGUGAAGCCCGACGUCAGCGUCUACCGGAUUCCGCCCCGGGCCUCCAACCGCGGUUACAGGGCAUCUGACUGGAAAUUAGAUCAACCUGAUUGGACUGGUCGUCUCCGAAUCACUUCAAAAGGGAAGAUUGCUUAUAUCAAACUUGAGGAUAAAGUUUCAGGGGAGCUCUUUGCUCAAGCACCAGUAGAACAAUAUCCUGGUAUUGCUGUGGAGACAGUGACAGAUUCCAGCCGCUACUUUGUCAUCCGGAUCCAGGAUGGUACUGGGCGUAGUGCUUUCAUUGGCAUUGGCUUCUCAGAUCGGGGUGAUGCCUUUGACUUUAAUGUCUCUUUGCAAGAUCACUUCAAGUGGGUAAAGCAGGAAUCUGAGAUUUCCAAAGAAUCUCAGGAAAUGGAUAAUCGUCCCAAGUUGGAUCUGGGCUUCAAGGAGGGGCAGACCAUCAAGUUGAGUAUUGGGAACAUCACAACCAAGAAAGGAGGUGCUUCUAGGCCCAAGACUACAGCGGCUGGGGGCCUAAGCUUACUCCCACCCCCGCCUGGAGGCAGAGUCACAAUUCCCCCACCGUCCUCCUCAGUUGCCAUCAGCAAUCAUGUCACUCCACCGCCCGUACCAAAAUCCAGUCAUGGAGGUACUGAUGCAGAUAUCCUUUUAGAUUUGGAUUCUCCUGCUCCUGUAACAACACCAGCACCAGCUCCAGUUUCUGCAAGCAAUGACUUGUGGGGUGACUUUAGCACUGCAUCCAGCUCUGUUCCAAACCAGGCACCACAGCCAUCCAACUGGGUCCAGUUCUGAGGAGCACGGCAGGAUGUUAAGGACAGACUUGAAAAAUCAAAAUGACUUGAGGGCACCAAUCUGUGAGGGGAGCUCGGAACCCCUUCCCUCCCCAGAACCAAAAUUACUGAACGGUUGUUUUCAUAGCUUCUCCAUUGCGUUCAGGCUGGUGUGUCACUCCCCGGUGGUGUUCCUUGCUGUACAGCCAAGAAAGUAUUCUUAUCUCCUGUUCACUGUCAGGGCAGGGGAAUAGUGAGUCUUAUGAUACUUGUGGCUAUUGCAGGGCUCUAAAGGCCAGGGUCUCUUUGGUGGGGAAAUAACCUCCAACAUCUGUAAAAUUUUCUCCAUCUUUAAAUUCUUUAACUUCUUUCAGAAUCAUCUCAUGACCCUUGUGUGCCUCUUUGUGAAGCUCUGUUUAGCAAUUUCAGGGGAGACAAAACCCUCAGAACUUCCUUUUCCAUUAACUGAAGACUCUAAAAAUGGACAGACUGAUCACAGUGUUUACAGAUUCAGAAUUUUGAUAGGCGUAGGUGUGAAGAAAGACCUGUUUCCUGGGUCUCUGCUAUAUAUCCUCCCUCAGGCUUGUCUUAUUCAGUGAACAUCCAGUGCUGGGUGCAGCCCCCUGACCCUGUAGUGCGUUUGCAUGUGUCCUCCUGUGGCAAGAGGGUUGUGUUGGUGGCGCCCCACUCUCCUUUCGUUGACAGUGCAGCAUCUCUGAUCAGCGGGUGUCUCUUGGGUGAAGGAGGUUCAAGGGACUAUGUUUCCCUACUUAUUUUCUAGAGAAGCAGUUACUUUCUUGCAGCUCCAUCUAGUUGCUGCAUUUGAAGCACAGCGUUACUUUGUAAUGGCCCCAUUAUUUGUCCUAAAGUUAAAGGGUUUAGAGUUUUUAACCUAAUUUGUAGACCAGAGAGGUUGAAAGCACUUAACUCUUGUUCAGUACCCACAUUGCCUUGCUGCCUGGGUAUCUGGCUCCUUUUCAUACACAGUUAUUUUUUCAGUCCACCAGCUCUUCAACAGAAAGCUGCUAUUACAUGUACCAUCGUUUAUGAAGCAAGCUGGAGAGCCAUGACUUUAGCUGUGGUAGGUUUUGCCCAAACGCCGGCUGCAAUACCCAUCACCAGGAGUAUCUCAGAAGCAAGUUGCCCCCCACCACUUCCCCUCUCUCUGCCCACCAUUCCUUUUACAAUGCUGUGAAGGGGUCCCGCUCUUAGAUGAACUGGCACCAGCUAUUUUGUCUGCUAAGGGGCAAUUCUGAGAGUGAAACGGGAGGAUCUCACUUCUUCCCUUAGCACCUAUUUGGAUGGUACCGUCUGGCUGAAGGGAGUCCUUAUAUAUAGUUUCAAAAUAGAUUCUCUCUCUUGGAUUUCCUUCUUGACUCUUUUUAACUUUGGGUCCAUUUUUUUUUUUUUUUUUCAUUGCUUCCCGUUCCAGGCAGCUCUAUUCUUGCAGAGCCAUGACAGGACAUUUAAAAAUUCCAAUAGAAAACACUAAAAAGAAAGCCUAUAGAAUCACUAGUGACUAACUGCUGGGAGCCUAUUUUCUCAAUCUUCCUCUAUGUUGUGUUCUUUGUAUUCUCAAGAUGAUAAUAUAUUAUGUAUUUGAAUUGCUGAAGAAUUGAAAAUGAAGUUUCAGAUAUAUGUAUAUAGAGCAUAUGUAUGCUGUAUUGGUGCAAUAAUGGUAAUUAAAAAUACGGAAAGAGGUAGUGUCUCUUUUAUCUUUC